AUGGAGGGUGCGAGACCAGAUUCACCUGAACCCAGCUGUGUCUCCAUGAAGAGUGACCAGUCAAUGGAACUUCCAUUUCACUUUAAAGAUGGAGGAUGUUCUACUGAUCUGAGUGUGAUGGAGGGUACAAGACCAGAUUCACCUGAACCCAGCUGUGUCUCCAUGAAGAGUGAUCGGUCAAUUGAUCCUCCACUUAACUUUAAAGAUGGAGGAUGUUCUACUGAUCUGAGUGUGAUGGAGGGUACAAGACCAGAUUCACCUGAACCCAGCUGUGUCUCCAUGAAGAGCGACCAGUCAAUGGGAUCGCUACCUCAAUUUAAAGAUGGAGGAUGUUCUACUGAUCUGAGUGUGAUGAAGGGUGCGAGAACAGAUUCACCUGAACCCAGCUGUGUCUCCAUGAAGAGCGACCAGUCAAUGGAACCUCCACAUCACUUUAAAGAUAGAGGUGAUUUUACUGAUCUGAGAUCACAAAAGAAGAAAUUAAAUGUUACUUACAGAGAUCAGCUGGAAUCUAUAUAUAAGGAACUGGAGCUCAAAGUCAUGAGCAUGUUAAAGAAUGAGCUAAACAAGUUCAAAAAGCUCCUGAAUGAAGAUUACCCAGCAUGCUCUGAGCAGGAGGUGAAGGAUGUGGAAGAUCUGAGUAGUUUCAGUGAGGGGGCGCUAAAGAUCACACUGAAUGUUCUGAAGAUCAUGAACCAGACAGACCUUGCUAACACCCUGCAGAGUAAACUUUUAGUCUCUGUAUAUCAGAAAAAACUAAAAUCAAACCUGAGAGAGAAAUGUAAAAGAAUCAGUGAAGGAAUCUCCCAGCAUGGAAGCUCAGCACUUCUGAAUCAGAUCUACAUAGAGCUCUACAUCACAGAGGGUUGGAGUGGAGACGUCAAUAAUGAACAUGAGGUCAAACAGAUUGAAGCAGCAUCCAGGAGACCAGCAGCACAGGAGAUUCCCAUCAAAUGCAACGACCUCUUUAAAGACACGUCCACCAGAACUGUGCUGACUAAAGGAAUCGCUGGAAUUGGAAAAACAGUCUCAGUGCAGAAGUUCAUUCUGGACUGGACUGAAGGAAAAGCAAAUCAGGACAUCAUCUUCAUAUUUCCACUUCCUUUUAGAGAGCUGAACUUGAUGAAGCAGGAAAAUCUCAGUCUGAUGGAACUUAUUUAUCAGUUUUUCCCAGAAGUGAAAGAACUACCAUCAUUAGACUGUGAUGCUUAUAAAGUUUUGUUCAUCUUUGAUGGUCUGGAUGAGUGUCGACUUCCUCUAGAUUUUCAAAAUAAUGAGCGAUUGUGUAACAUAACAAAGUCAGUAAAAAUAGAUGUGCUGCUGACAAACCUCAUCAAGGGGAACCUGCUUCCCUCUGCUCACCUCUGGAUCACCACUCGAUCAGGAGCAGCCAAUCAGAUCCCUCCUGAGUGUGUAGACCAGGUAACAGAGGUGCGAGGGUUCAGUGACCCUCAGAAAGAGGAGUACUUCAGGAAGAGGAUCAGUGAUGAGAACCUGGCUAGUAAAAUCAUCACUCACAUGAAGUCAUCAAGAAGCCUCUACAUCAUGUGUCACAUUCCAGUUUUCUGCUGGAUUUCAGCCUCUGUUCUAGAGAGAAUUCUGGAUGGAGCUGAGGGGAAAGAGAUCCCAAAAACUCUGACUCAAAUGUUCACUUACUUUCUCAUCUUCCAGAUCAAACACAAGGAACAAAAGUACCAUGGGAAAUCUGACCCUGAUCCAGACCAGACCAGAGAGACGAUACUGGCACUGGGAAAACUGGCCUUCCAACAGCUGGAGAAAGGAAACCUGAUCUUCUAUGAGGAAGACCUGACAGAGUGUGGCAUUGAUGUCAAAAACACAUCAGUGUACUCAGGAGUUUGCACCCAAAUCUUCAAAAAAGAGGCUGGACUGCACCUGGGUCAGAUCUUCAGCUUUGUGCACCUGAGUGUUCAGGAGUUUCUGGCUGCUUUAUAUGUAUUUCUCACCUUCAUCAACAAAAACAGAAAUGUGCAGGUGAUGCAAAACACUGAAUUCUUUAACAUCUUUAGAAACUAUACAAACAUGUUUGACUUUCUGAAGAGUGCAGUGGACAAGGCCUUACAGAGUAGGAAUGGACACCUGGAUCUUUUCCUCCGCUUCCUCCUGGGUCUCUCACUGGAGUCCAAUCAGACUCUCUUAAGAGGACUACUGCCACAAACAGGAAGUAGCUCUUACAACAAAGAGGAAACAGUCAGGUACAUCAAGGAGAGGAUCAGUGAGAAUCCCUCUCCAGAGAAAUCCAUCAAUCUGUUCCACUGUCUGAAUGAACUGAACGAUGAUUCUCUAGUGCAGGAAGUCCAACAAUACCUGACCAGAAGAGGUUAUGUUAAUGACGAUAGACUCCGUCUGUCUCCUGCUGAGUGGUCGGCUCUGGUGUUUGUGUUGCUGAAUUCAGAUCAGGAGCUGGAUGUGUUUGAUUUGAGGAAAUAUUAUCCAUCACAUGAAGGUCUUCUGAAGAUGCUGCCAGUGGUGAAAGCUUCUAGAAAAGCUGAGUUAGUGUGGUGUGAUCUAACAGAAGAAAGUUGUGAAGUUCUAUCCUCAGUUCUCAGUUUAAACUCCUCCAGUCUGAAACAUCUGAACCUGAAUAACAAUAAACUAAAGGAUUCAGGAGUGAAGCUGCUCUCUGCUGGACUGCAGAAUCCACACUGUAAACUGGAGAUACUGGAUCUAAAACAUCUGUACCUGAGUAACAAUAGUUUGAAGGAUUCAGGAGUGAAGCUGCUCUCUGCUGGACUGGAGAAUCCACACUGUAAACUGGAGAUACUGUGGUUGUGGGAUUGUAAUUUAACAGAAGAAAGUUGUGAAGUUCUGUCCUCAGUUCUCAGUUUUAACUCCUCCAGUCUGAAACAUCUGAACAUGGGUAAGAAUGAACUGAAGGAUUCAGGAGUGAAGCUGCUCUCUGCUGGACUGGAGAAUCCACACUGUAAACUGGAGAUACUGGAGUUGAGGAGAUGCAGUAUUACAGAUGAAGGUUUUACUGCUCUGGCUUCAGUUCUGAAAUCAAAUCCAUCAUCACGUCUGAGAGAACUGUAUUUAAGCGGCAAUAAUCCAGGAGAAUCAGGAGUAAAACUGCUUAAAGAUCUAAAGGUGGAUCCACAAUGUAACUUGAAGGAACUAGAGUGA
This is a messenger RNA of Trichomycterus rosablanca, 3141 nucleotides long. RefSeq names its product NACHT, LRR and PYD domains-containing protein 3-like. Bases 1 to 3141 code for a protein of 1046 amino acids. The transcript is spliced from 11 exons. Gene Ontology annotation, biological process: intracellular signal transduction. The record is from RefSeq and is a predicted model, not a curated record. Gene Ontology annotation, molecular function: protein binding. Lineage: Eukaryota; Metazoa; Chordata; Actinopteri; Siluriformes; Trichomycteridae.